Molecule: messenger RNA, 588 nt
Organism: Humulus lupulus (European hop)
Lineage: Eukaryota; Viridiplantae; Streptophyta; Magnoliopsida; Rosales; Cannabaceae
Product: heavy metal-associated isoprenylated plant protein 31
Exons: 3
Coding region: 134-550 (138 amino acids)
Molecular function (GO): metal ion binding
Source: RefSeq, a predicted model, not a curated record
GACUCUCUCUAUAUAUAAGCUCUCAAACCCUUUGACAUAAUGUGAUAGUGCUAAGGAGAAGAGAGUGUCUGUUGUUUGCUUUGCUUCAUUAUUGGUGUUAUAUAAACCAACCUGCUCUGGAAAAAAUUUAACAAUGUCUGCAAUGGUUGAAGUGAGAGUCCCAAACCUCGACUGUGAAGGCUGUGCUUCAAAGCUUAAGAAAGCUCUUCUAAAGGUCAAAGGUGCGGAAGAGGUGGAAGUAGAGAUGGAAACACAGAAAAUAACAGUGAGAGGUUAUGCCUUGGAAGAGAAAAAGGUGCUUAAGGCCAUAAAGAGAACUGGAAAAGCAGCAGAGCCAUGGCCAUUUCCAGGAUACUCUCAUUUUUCAUCGUUUUACAAGUAUCCAACUCACAUUGUCAAUCAUUACUAUGAUGCUUACAAAAAUGGCACCACUAAUGGUGUUCACACUUUUUUCCAUACACCAUCUGUUUAUUCCGUCGCUGUAGCCUCCGACGAGGCUAUUGCUUCACUCUUUAGCGAUGACAAUCCUCAUGCUUGUACAAUUAUGUGAUUCCUUUGCUGUUUUAAUCUAAGUUCUAUUGUACUCAA